AGGGCUCCCGGCGGGCGCGUCAGGAGUGUGGCCACCGCCACCUGAAAGCGGGGCCGCGAGUCUGGCCCGGAGUACCGGGGUACCGCCGCCGCCGCCCCCCGAGGGGCCCCACAGAUUAUUUUAGGAAGAAAACCGCCUGGAAGAAUCAAUGAAGUUCCUUCUUUUCACAUUUGUUGGUGUCGUUCACCUUUUCUCCCUGAACUCUGGGAAAGCGAUCUAUAAGAAUGACAUCUCUCGGAGGACUUUUCAAGAAAUAAAAGAAGAAAUAGCCCGCUAUAAAGAUGUUGCUAAAGCAAUCAUCAACCUUGCUGUUUAUGGUAAAGCCCAGAACAGAUCCUAUGAGCGACUGGCACUUCUGGUUGAUACUGUUGGACCCCGACCAAGCGGCUCCAAGAGCUUGGAAAAAGCUAUCCAAAUCAUGUACCGGAACCUGCAGGAAGAUGGACUGGAGAACGUCCACUUGGAGCCGGUCAAAAUACCCCACUGGGAAAGAGGAGAAGAAUCUGCUGUGAUGCUGGAGCCAAGGGUUCACAAGAUGGCUAUUUUGGGUCUUGGCAGCAGCAUUGGGACUCCCCCAGAAGGCAUUACGGCAGAAGUUCUGGUGGUGACCUCUUUCGAGGAACUGCAGAGAAGGGCCCCAGAAGCAAGAGGCAAGAUUGUUGUUUAUAAUCAACCUUACGUCAACUACUCGAAGACAGUGCAGUACCGGGUCCAGGGGGCAGUGGAAGCUGCUAAAGUGGGGGCUUUGGCAUCCCUGAUUCGCUCAGUGGCUUCCUUCUCCAUCUACAGUCCUCACACAGGUAUUCAGGAAUACCAGGAUGGUGUGCCAAAAAUCCCGACAGCUUGUAUCACAGUGGAAGAUGCAGAGAUGAUAUCCAGGAUGGCUUCCCGUGGGAACAGAAUUGUUAUUCAGCUGAAGAUGGGGGCAAAGAACUACCCAGAUGCUGAUUCCUUCAACACUGUAGCAGAGAUCAUUGGCAGCAAGUACCCAGAGCAGGUUGUACUGGUCAGUGGACAUCUGGACAGCUGGGACGUUGGGCAGGGCGCCAUGGAUGAUGGUGGCGGAGCCUUUAUAUCAUGGGAAGCACUCUCGCUUAUUAAAGACCUUGGGCUGCGACCGAAGAGGACUCUGCGUUUGGUGCUCUGGACUGCCGAGGAACAAGGUGGAAUCGGGGGCUUCCAGUAUUACCAGUUACACAAGGUAAAUAUUUCCAACUACAGCCUGGUGAUGGAGUCUGAUGAGGGAACCUUCUUACCCUCUGGGCUGCAGUUCACUGGCAGUGAGAAGGCCAGGGCCAUCAUGGAGGAGGUCAUGAGGCUACUGCAGCCUGUCAAUGUCACACAGGUCUUUAGGACUGGAGAAGGGACAGACAUUAACUUCUGGAUCCAAGCUGGAGUGCCUGGAGCCAGUCUAGUUGAUGACCUCUAUAAAUAUUUCUCCUUCCAUCACUCCCAUGGAGAUACCAUGACUGUCAUGGAUCCAAAGCAGAUGAAUGUGGCUGCUGCUGUUUGGGCUGUUGUCUCUUACGUCAUCGCAGACAUGGAGGAAAUGCUGCCCAGGUCUUAACGAGAAAAAGCAAGCAAGCACUUGUGUCCUUUCUGGCCAGGAAUUCUAGAAAUGCAGUUCCAGGAAGUCCCUCUUCAACGAACAGUUUGAUCUCACCUUAUCCAUUUUCAGAGUUUAAUACUUUAUCAUACUUUCUGUUACCAUCUUUCUCAAUACUUUCCAAAUUCUCUGUUUCUAAAGGACGAAAUGAUCCCCACUCCCACAUACAGUCAAAAUAUGGUAGGGAUCACAGUGGGGACCUUUUUUUAUACCACCUGUGAAAAUUACUGUUUCUGCUUUGAAGAUAAAUACUCAAUAAAAAUUUGGAAGAUC
Neogale vison (American mink) is the source of this 1879-nucleotide messenger RNA. RefSeq names its product carboxypeptidase Q (gene CPQ). The record is from RefSeq and is a predicted model, not a curated record. Gene Ontology annotation, biological process: proteolysis; peptide catabolic process; thyroid hormone generation. The transcript is spliced from 8 exons. Lineage: Eukaryota; Metazoa; Chordata; Mammalia; Carnivora; Mustelidae. Gene Ontology annotation, molecular function: metallodipeptidase activity. Bases 149 to 1567 code for a protein of 472 amino acids.